AUGCCAGGCGUCACCCUAGAAAUGGAGCCAAUAGAGCCACAAUCACUGAAAAAACUAAGCUUCAGAUCCCUAAAACGAACCCGCGAUCUUUUCUCUCCUAUUCACGGUCAGCUCGCUCCUCCUGAUCCUGAAAGUAGAAGAAUUCGAAUGAGCCACAAGAUAAAUGUGGAGUAUAAGGGAAUCAAAAGCGCUAGUGAAAUCGCACCUCCACAAGUUAAUUCUGCCGCAGCGGAAGCUUCAGGGUCUUCUAAUGUCCUUGCUCUUACGGGUCCUAGUGAUUCUAGUACUUCACAAAAAAGUGGAGCUCAAAAUGCGUUGGUUGGUCCAUCUUUGCAACCAAAGGCACCGAAUUUCUCAACCUUUGCUGUAAUGGAAAGAAUACCCAGCAAAUGGCCACGCCCUGUCUGGCGUCCUCCAUGGAAGAACUACAGGGUCAUUAGUGGUCAUUUGGGUUGGGUGAGAUCUAUUGCAUUUGAUCCAAGUAAUACAUGGUUUUGUACUGGUUCUGCAGAUCGAACAAUCAAGAUAUGGGAUGUAGGAAGUGGAAGGUUAAAGCUCACACUGACUGGACACAUCGAGCAAGUACGAGGCCUUGCCAUCAGCCAAAGGCAUACCUACAUGUUCUCCGCUGGUGAUGAUAAACAGGUUAAAUGCUGGGACCUCGAACAGAAUAAGGUUGUCCGGUCUUAUCAUGGUCAUCUAAGUGGUGUUUACUGCUUGGCCCUUCAUCCCACUAUUGACCUUUUGCUUACUGGGGGACGUGAUUCUGUCUGCCGGGUCUGGGAUGUACGUACCAAGGUGCAGGUUUUUGCACUGUCUGGACAUGAUAACACAGUGUGCUCAGUUUUUACUCAACCUACGGAUCCACAAGUGGUUACUGGUUCUCACGACUCAACUAUUAAGUUCUGGGACCUUAGAUAUGGUAAGACUAUGUUAACUCUUACACAUCACAAGAAAUCUGUGCGAGCCAUGGCACUGCAUCCGACCGAGCAUUGCUUUGCAUCUGCAUCAGCUGACAACAUUAAGAAAUUCAAUCUUCCAAAAGGAGAAUUUUUACACAACAUGCUCUCUCAGCAGAAAACCAUCAUUAAUGCAAUGGCUGUCAAUGAAGAUGGUGUUAUGGCUACAGGAGGUGACAAUGGGAGUUUAUGGUUCUGGGAUUGGAAGAGUGGUCAUAAUUUCCAGCAAGCCCAGACAAUUGUACAGCCUGGCUCAUUGGAUAGUGAAGCUGGUAUUUAUGCUAUCUCCUAUGAUGUAACUGGUUCAAGGCUUGUUACAUGUGAAGCUGACAAGACAAUAAAAAUGUGGAAAGAAGAUGAAGAUGCCACCCCAGAAACUCAUCCCCUCAACUUCAAGCCACCAAAAGAUAUCCGGCGGUUCUAA
This is a messenger RNA of Dovyalis caffra, 1383 nucleotides long. NCBI's taxonomy places the organism in Eukaryota, Viridiplantae, Streptophyta, Magnoliopsida, Malpighiales, Salicaceae. The record is from the annotation of a GenBank genome assembly.